Molecule: messenger RNA, 2178 nt
Organism: Daphnia carinata
Lineage: Eukaryota; Metazoa; Arthropoda; Branchiopoda; Diplostraca; Daphniidae
Gene: Pdcd4
Product: programmed cell death protein 4-like
Exons: 5
Coding region: 403-1800 (465 amino acids)
Biological process (GO): negative regulation of DNA-templated transcription
Cellular component (GO): nucleus; cytosol
Source: RefSeq, a predicted model, not a curated record
GCAGUUCGAGUUUCCAUACCGUCUCUAGAAGAUUCCUCGUUUGUAUCGUUCCUCUAACCCCACAUUUUUUCAAAGACCUAUUACAAUUUAAAACUUUAAAACUUUGUCAAGCGUUGGGUGUUGCAAAAAAAUUUAAAGUUUGACUCGUUUUCCGUUUUAAGAUAGUUUUUCUCCGCUUUCGAGCGAAGAAAAAUAAUCCUAUUUGUUUGGUAUCUCAUUCGUGUUUUGAUUCGACAACGUGGUGACGUCGUUCGUGUCGUGCGUCACAUAAGCAAGAACAAUUCUACAGUAAAUUUGACUAGAGAAGAAGUAAAAAAAAACUGAUCUCACGCAGCUUCUACACGCUAGUCUCUGAAACAAUCCACGCGCUCAAAUCCUAAUUUGUUGCCAUCAUCAAACGAAAUGGAUCUUUAUUCCGAAGUAGCUGACGCACCAAUCGAUGAUGUAGAAGCUCCUGUUGGGAAAGAAGCUGAAACAAAUGGCACCAGCACGCAGGUAGACUCGUCGGUUAUGUCAUCUUCGGCUUCUGUUGACGAGAGACUGACAAGGCGGGCCAAGAGGCCGUCAAAGUACCUGAUGAAGCAUCUCAACAAGGAAGGCAGUAGCAGCCCGAACGGACAAAAUGGCAGUGGAGCCGAAGGAUCUGCUACCGGACUUGUCAACGGGAUUCGAACGGUCAAAAAUCUUCGACGACCCAGAAAUGGCUAUGGCAGAGGUCUUCCGAAGAAAGGCGGUGCCGGAGGCAAGGGCGUUUGGGGUAAGCCCGGUUCUGAGCUGGAUGUUCCCGAAGUAAUGGAUGAGAAAGAUCCCAAUUACGAUUCCGAUUCAUUGGACAAUGGCGACGUGAGAAUCGAAACUAUCGUUCCACAACUGACACACGCCGAGAUUAAUAAGCACUUGGAGCCUAUCAUUCUAGAAUACUACGGUCACGGCGACACGAAAGAGGUGGCUCUGGCGUUGGAAGACUACAAUUUUGGCGAAAAUCGCUAUUUGAUCGCCGUAGUGGCUAUCGAGCUGGCCAUGGAUCAUAAGCCGUCCAAUCGGGAGAUGACUUCCGUCCUGCUUUCGGAUCUCUACACGCACUUUUUGACGGAGCGUGAAAUGGAAAAGGCGCUGGAUCAGUUGCUGCGCAACUUGCCCGAUCUGGUCCUCGACACGCCAGACGCUCCGACCAUUCUGGGCAAUUUCAUCGCCCGUUCUGUCGCCGACGAUACUUUGGCGCCCCGUUUCUUGCAAAACUAUCAGGGCAAAGUUGAAUGUGAUUUGGCCAAGCAAGCUCUGGCUAGGGCGGAUGUUUUACUGUCGAUGAAGCACGGUAUGACUCGUCUGGAUAAUGUUUGGGGCGUCGGUGGAGGACUGCGCCCGGUGACAUCAUUGGUUCGCUCGAUGGGCCUUUUAUUGCAAGAAUAUCUGACAUCUGACGAUACUAAAGAAGCGGCUCGCUGCCUACGGGAAUUAGAAGUGCCCCACUUCCAUCACGAGCUGGUCUACGAAGCGGUUGUGCUGGCACUGGAGGCCGUCAACGAAGAGACGGAGAAUUCCGUCGUUAAACUGCUCAAGUCAUUUUACGACAGUACCAUUGUCACUCCAGAUCAGAUGAAAAACGGAAUUUAUCGCGUUUUGGAUGACCUGGAUGAUAUUUGCCUAGAUGUACCCAAUGCGGCAAUGUACCUGGAACGGUUGGGCGGUAAGUGCAAAACCGCUGGACUAAUCGACGAAGCUAUGUUGCAAAAGUGCAAUGCUGCUAGAGGGCGUAAACGUUUCGUCUCCGAAGGCGAUGGUGGACGUUUCAAAGAUUAAAAGAGACGUAUCCCUUACCUUUUCUCGGGUGUGUCCAGUUAACCCUGGGAAAAUCAAAUCCUUCACACUGGAUAGUAGAAAAUCCAGAAGCUGGGAGAGAAAGGAGGUGAGAUAGUGCGUGUCAGGUGUUGAGUGUUUUAAGAAGACAUACAAAUAACCGAUACAUUUUGGUUAUAUACCUAAACCCACCCCUCAUUCUUGUUAUGACCUCUACCCUUACACCACUCUAUUUUUUGUUUUUUUCUCACAUUUCUCUUUUCCGGUGUUAAUCUUGGCAAAAAAAAUUAACGGAAUGUUUCUCCCAUUUUUUUUUUAUUUACUCAAAGAUUUCAUGAAAGGUUUGGAAGUUAAAUAAACCAGAUGUUUUGAUCUUUCAAA